Leishmania mexicana MHOM/GT/2001/U1103 is the source of this 1635-nucleotide messenger RNA. RefSeq lists its product as hypothetical. Gene Ontology annotation, molecular function: protein binding. The transcript has a single exon. The record is from RefSeq and is a predicted model, not a curated record. Bases 1 to 1635 code for a protein of 544 amino acids. Lineage: Eukaryota; Euglenozoa; Kinetoplastea; Trypanosomatida; Trypanosomatidae.
AUGUCUCCACGCACAUCGCGCUCCUUGGUGACGCUGGGUGCAGGGCUGCUGCUGGUGAUGUUUGCCUGCAGCCACUCGUGCCACGCGCUAUGCCCCUCUAACGGGAACACCCAUACCAUCUACGUCACGUCUAACAUGGGCGAUAACAUUUGGUCCUUUGACACUCUCGGCAACUACCUCGGCCCGGUGCUCAACAAAGCCUCUUUCCCACCCGGCGUGCGGGUCGAAAAGCUGCGCUCCAUGCGCUUUGGUCCGGAGGGCCACCUCUACGUGUCCAGCGCUCGCGGUUCCUACAGCCGCGUCUUCGCCGUCAGCGGCAACGGCCUGCUGAACGGCACGAUGGAGGAAAACUGUACCCGCGACUACCUCUUCACCGUGAUCGAGCAGGACAAGGCGAACCCGUUUCUGGAUCACCCGUACGACAUCACCUUCCACCCAGCGACCGAGGACAUGUACGUGUCGAACCAAAACUCGGUGACCGUCACGCGGUACACGCGCGACCGGAAGGCGGACGUAACGCCGGAGGUCGGCGCCGGCGGAUCUCAGCACGCCUUCUAUCCGGCCUGGAAGCCGGCCAAAAACGUUGAGGCCGCCGUGGAGGCCAACGAGAAGACGAUCUCGGGGGAGGAGAUGGUGGUGGCGCCAAAGGACAUCCCAGACAGCUCCGGUCUCUUCGCCUCGUCGUGGAGCUCGUCCUACUCGAUGAGCUCCGUGCGUGGGCUCACCAUCUCGCCGCUGCUGCCGCGCGCGCUCGUCGAGGGUGGUGCCCCCUCCGGCAUCUUCGCUGUGACGAACGAGUCGACGAUGUACUACCUGCUCGUAUGUGACGUGUCGAGCAACACCGUGCACGUUUUCGACCCCGAGAGCGGCGAGCGCCUCUUUGGCUUAAACGUGCCGUCCCCGAUUCAAGUGAUGUUUCCGAGCCGCUACUACAUCGGUGACUCGUCGUCGCUGCCCGUCUCCGCUGCCGGCGUCCCCACGCAGCGCUUCGACGUGCCGUACAUUUACGUCACGAGUAAGGAGGACGGCAUGGCGUACAUGGUGCGCUUUUCCUCCCACCAGGGAAACGCAAACACCAACGGCAUGCAGGGCGGCGCCAUGGGCGAGGACUUCAUCCGGGCACAUCGCCUCUACACCAUCAACCACCCCACCCCUCUGCACGCGGCGAGCGGCAUCUACGAGAAUUCCGCCCGUGAUGUGCUGCUCAUCGCCGACCGCAACGGCCGCCGCAUCUCCUCCUACGCGUCCCCGUUUCUGACCGACUACACGAGCGGCUACGGCCCUUCUCCCUUCCUUGGCUUCUUUGUGAAGCAUCUGCCGGAUCAACCGGAGUUCAUCAUGUCGACGCUGCUUGAGCACCAGGAAAACAUCCCGUUUUGUUAUGAGCUAAACAAGGACGGAAAGUUCCGCUAUGCUGCGCUUUGCACAGCGGCGUGGAUCUGGUCCGUCGCACUCGCGCUCGUUCUCAUCCUGGUGCCGUCCUUCAUCGUGUACCACCAAAUCCAGCACUGUAUGUACGGGCAAAGGCUGCAGCAACGCCAGCGCUACGUGGAUGACGAUGCGAGUGGCCUGUAUGGGAGCGGCAGUAACUCGCCGCUACUCGGACGCCGGGCGCCCGACUACGGCUCUGCCUAG